AUGCCUGCCAUUACGCAGAAUGAUUCAAGUGAAUCGUCAUCGCAGAAGCUGGUCUCUUUUCUAACUGAUGGCGACGAUUUGAUCCAGUGUGAAGUCUGUCUGGAAGGUUUUCAUCCAACCGAACGGCCCCCGAAACUUCUGCCGUGUGGACAUAAUUUCUGUGAGCAAUGCCUCUUCUCGCUAUGUUGUCAUCAACAGCGUUUGUCAUGUUUGGAGUGUUGCGUGAAUCGUCACAACGGACAUCAACUGAAAACGCUGGAUGAACUGGAAUAUUUGCAUCACAAAUUAAUAAAUGAUCUCAAACAGUUGAAUAUUAGAAUACAGGAUGUUGGUGAGCACAUCGAGAAGACGUUGAAAGAGCUGAAGAACGAAUCAAUUGCACAUCUUGAUUGUGGCACCUUCAGUGAAGCUAAACAGGCUCUUCUGAGCGAAUGUGAACGAGAAUUGAAUUUUGCUUUCUCUAUACUGGAGAACGCUGAAACCACUCCGCUGCCUCCUGCGGUGAUCACCAAGAUGCGACAGCAACACUUCAGAAAUAGUGCGAAAUUGUACAAAAUGCUGAAUUUCAUUCAGAAGUGUAAAGAGUCUGUGAACGAGCGUGAAGGCCGACAUUGCAGAUUAAAAACAAAAGUGAUUCCAUCUCUAGCAAGCACAACGUCAACAUCAAACCUAACCUCAAGCACUACCCAAAUGUCAGCAGGGCAACGCAGUCAAUCCCGAAAAAAUCUUGAUAUGGAGGCCGAGUAUGGGACGGCUGCGGAUUCAAUUGCGGCAUUGAUAACGAUUGGAAAUUUUGGUCGGGAGGUGAAUCGCCUGAACGAGCCGUUGAAAGUGCUGACAAGGAAGCAGUCGAGCAUGUUGGAAAGACGAGACGCAUUCUUGGAAUGUGCAAAACAGUUGAAGUAUUGGAUCAGCGAUGAUACAUCCAAACAAGUUUUACUGCUAUUCAUUGAUGCAUAUUUGAACAUAUUCUAUCAGUUGAAUCGUUUGGUGAGCAAAUAUCCACGCAAAGAAGAUCCGGUUCGGCGGAGGGAUGUUUGGAAAUUGGUUCAGAUUGCCUAUACGGAGCUUUUAAGAUGUGCAAGUAAGCAUUGGCCAAGUCAGCAUCCAGAUCGAGUAGACUUAGUGGACGAUCUGGCAUUUUUAUGUUCGUUGUAUUCGGAUGUUUGCGAUCAAGCCACAAUUACAAUUUGUAUGAUUGAAGCGGCAAGGGCACGAGCAGCAUCAGACAGCCUAGCUGAAGAGGAAAAACACGGUCAACAGCUCAGACUUAAAUUAAUUGAUGAACACUUACUGGAGUGUCGGCGAAUACAAAAAUUAUUGGAGCUGAGGUCGACCCGAACUGCGUCCUCAAGCCAAGGUCGCUUCAGGAGAUUGAAACGUUGGUGGCUGAGAAUUGCUGCUGUUUUUGGGAAGAGGAAACUGCUGGGAUGA
Molecule: messenger RNA, 1434 nt
Organism: Anisakis simplex (herring worm)
Lineage: Eukaryota; Metazoa; Nematoda; Chromadorea; Rhabditida; Anisakidae
Source: the annotation of a GenBank genome assembly